Messenger RNA from Eurytemora carolleeae, 619 nucleotides. Its product is annotated as beta-1,3-galactosyltransferase 2. Gene Ontology annotation, molecular function: hexosyltransferase activity. Gene Ontology annotation, cellular component: membrane. Lineage: Eukaryota; Metazoa; Arthropoda; Copepoda; Calanoida; Temoridae. The record is from RefSeq and is a predicted model, not a curated record. The coding region runs from base 25 to 543 and encodes 172 amino acids. The transcript is spliced from 6 exons.
AAUGUACAAAAUGUUUGCCUAGGAAUGGUAAUAAUUAUACACUCUGCAUUCCCAAAUAAGGAGGCUAGAAAUGCAAUCAGAGAGACUUGGGGUAACCCUAAUAUACCUGGAGUAAAUACAAGACUGGUCUUUUUACUGGGAAUGGGGCCUGAUGCUAACACACAAAACUCUGUAAUGUCUGAAGCUAUGCAGUACAAAGAUAUUGUACAAGGAGAUUUCUUGGACACUUAUCGUAAUCUCUCAUACAAGAGCAUCCUGGGUAAACUGUGGGUCUCAAACUUCUGUGAGCAAGCUGAUUUUGUUGUUAAAGCAGAUGAUGAUACGUUUGUUGAUCUGUAUGCUACCUUCUUCUUUACUAGGCAAUACCUUGAGAGCCCAGAAUAUAAGAACAACGGUUUUAUCCUUUGCAGAAUAAACCCAAACACUAUUAUUAGAAAUCCUAAAAACAAGUGGUAUGUGAGCUAUGAUGAAGUAUCAAAAAAAGAAGGAGGUCUAUUUCUUUAUUUCAUACAUAUACCUGAGCUGGUGGGUGGGCACUUUUGAAUUUUACGCAGAAUUCUCUAAAUUUUGGAUCUCAAGCAAUUUCUCUGUUCUCUCAUUGGUAGAAUGCUCAAUUCAC